Molecule: messenger RNA, 1395 nt
Organism: Brassica oleracea var. oleracea
Lineage: Eukaryota; Viridiplantae; Streptophyta; Magnoliopsida; Brassicales; Brassicaceae
Product: GDSL esterase/lipase At2g38180-like
Exons: 8
Coding region: 403-1230 (275 amino acids)
Molecular function (GO): hydrolase activity, acting on ester bonds
Source: RefSeq, a predicted model, not a curated record
UACAUGGUAUUAGAGCAAACGAUUAACCUCUGACCUAAUUUUUUUUUUUUUUUUUUCCUUCUUCCUACCGCAAUCUAAAUGUCAAACUCAGGCAAUGCCUCAGCCGAGAUGACUCUUGUCUUCACCCCCUCGGACAUGAAAUCGUCCAUCAUCUCGCUCAACAUGAACGGGAUCACAAAACUAACCUCCGCCAACUUCAUCACGUAGAGACUUCAAGUUCAAGCUCUACUUGAAGCGCAUGAACUUCAUGUCUACGAUCAUUAUCUUCAGUAUGGAUAUACACUAAUAGCUCCUAGCUUUUGUCCUCUAUAUAUUAAGGUCACAGGUCAAUCACACUCCAACGGUUCAACCGAGUUCACAGUUUAAAACCAAUAUAUAGCUUCCAGUGAGGAAUAUUGGUCGAUGUGUCAGUGGAACACAAAGGCAUUACUGGUAGAAUACACUUUUCAAUCGGACCAGAAGAAGCCAAUGGUUGGACCAGGAAGACCUCAAAUCGUCCUCUUCGGUUCAUCAAUCGUUCAAUACAGCUUCAGCGAUGGUGGAUGGGGAGCCACUCUCGCUAACAUCUACUCUCGCACGGCUGACGUAAUCCUUCGUGGGUAUGCUGGUUGGAACUCCAGAUCUGCCUUGAAGGUGUUAAACCAAGUGUUCCCAAAGGAUGCUGUUAUACAACCUUCUUUGGUGAUAGUCUAUUUCGGAGGGAAUGAUUCAAUGCCUCCUCAUCCAUCAGGGCAAGGACCUCAUGUUCCUCUCUCUGAAUUCACUGAGAACAUGAGGAAGAUCGGAGAGCAUCUUUUGAGCCUCUCGGACAAGACCCGUGUCAUUUUUCUCACUCCCCCACCAAUGAACGAGAGACAAAUCCAACUAGUGUUUGGAGAUGCAAUGAGAGGCCGGAGUAACGAGCUGUGUCGUCCAUACGCAGAAGCGUUGUUGAAUCUAUGCAGAGAGAUCAAUGUGAAAGGUAUCGAUCUUUGGAACGCAAUACAGCAACAAGAUGAUUGGUUACACACUUGCUUCACUGACGGUAUCCAUUUCACGGCCAAGGCGAGCGAGAUUGUGGUGAAGGAGAUAUUGAAAGUAGUGAGAGAAGCUGAUUGGAAACCGAGUCUUGACAGGAAGUCAUUACCGGUUGAGUUUCCAUUUGAUUCUGGUCUACCAAACUCCCCAAGACAUAGUGAUCUAGAAUUAACUAGAAACAAGAAGUUGGAGCCUCGUAUGGCCCGAUUGUAAAACAACUCAGGACUUAGACGUAUCAUGCUUAUACAUUGACAUCUUGAUGGUCUACCAGUUUAACCGUUUGUUUGCAUCUUGGUAUUCAGAAAGAGAUGCAUUCGAAUCUAGAAAUUUUGUUCUUCUUUAAAACAAGGGCUACAAAAACUCAGCCAAGUUUCUGAA